GUUACUGGAUCGUCACCAUGAAGACCGCAGUAAUUUUCUCAGCACUCGUUGCCUUGUCUGCAGCUAUUCCUCAUUCCAACAGAGUUGUUGGAGGACUGGAAGCUGCAGAAGGUUCUGCACCUUACCAAGUAUCCUUGCAAGUUGGUAACUUCCACUUCUGUGGUGGUUCAAUUUUGAACGAAUAUUGGGUUUUGACUGCUGCUCACUGUUUGGGUUAUGACUUCGACGUGGUAGUGGGAACAAACAAACUUGAUCAACCAGGUGAAAGAUACCUCGUAGAACAAACUUUUGUUCACCAAUUCGACCAGGAAUCUUUAAGACACGAUCUUGCUUUGGUAAAAGUGUCCAGCCCUAUCGAAUUCAAUGAUUAUGUUCAACCAAUUCCAUUGGGCGAAACUUAUGUUGGAGGCGGUGAAGUUGCUCGUCUUACUGGAUGGGGAAGACUUGGAGCUAACUUGAAUGGACCGAAUGAACUCCAAGAACUUAACACUGUCACAUUAAGCCACCAGCAAUGUGUAAGACAACAAAUUUAUCCAGUAUACGACAGCCAACUUUGCACAUUUGUUGGCAGUGGACGAGGCGCCUGCAACGGUGACUCUGGUGGUCCAUUGGUCGUCAAUGGAGAACUUCACGGAGUCGUCUCCUGGGGAAUCCCCUGCGCCGUUGGAUUACCCGAUGUCUUCACAAGAGUUUCACACUACGCUGACUGGAUUAGAGAGACCAUGGAAAAUAACUAAUUUUUAAUGGCAUAUUAUUGUAUUGUCUGUGAUGAAAAUUAAUAAAAACGUGAUAGAUUAA
Molecule: messenger RNA, 798 nt
Organism: Ctenocephalides felis (cat flea)
Lineage: Eukaryota; Metazoa; Arthropoda; Insecta; Siphonaptera; Pulicidae
Product: chymotrypsin-1-like
Exons: 5
Coding region: 18-737 (239 amino acids)
Biological process (GO): proteolysis
Molecular function (GO): serine-type endopeptidase activity
Source: RefSeq, a predicted model, not a curated record